Mytilinidion resinicola is the source of this 261-nucleotide messenger RNA. RefSeq lists its product as uncharacterized. The annotation marks the transcript as partial. The record is from RefSeq and is a predicted model, not a curated record. NCBI's taxonomy places the organism in Eukaryota, Fungi, Ascomycota, Dothideomycetes, Mytilinidiales, Mytilinidiaceae. The transcript has a single exon.
UUUAACUUAAUUAUAAAUAUCUACCUUAUAGAAUACUGCGCUCUAAACCCGCUAACUUUAGACUGUAUUAGCCUAGUUAUAUAUUUCUAUUAUAACUACUUUUCUUUUAUUAGAUUUCCUGCUAUAGUAGAUUUAGCGUUGCGAGUAAAUAAGCUAGGUAAAAGCAGUAUAACCUACGAAAUUAAAGUCUUUAAAAGAGGAGAAGAUACUAUUAAAAUAGUUAAAGAGUUUAUAUAUAUUUUUAUAAAUAGAAAUAAUUAG